ACAAACAUCCGGAGUAAAAGGACGUUUUGCUACCUCAGGAUACAGAGGACAAUGAACAGAGUUAUCUUUCCUUUAAGGAGGACAGCAGUAAGAUGUGCCACACGGUCAAAAUUAAACUUUGGACCACAACCUCUCACAACUGCUAACAGUAGAUCAAUAUCUAUACAACCGCUCCAUUCAUCAAGCAUCUGUAAAAAUGUACGAAACAUCCAUGUCGGCUCUGUAUACAGACAUACAGUUACCGAGGGAAACACCGCUCCCGUAACAGGAAGUAGAUCAGACAGUGUCAUCGUCAGCAAUGACCGGAUUUCUUUGAAAUAUGGCGAGUUUGAUAUGGAUCUACUGUUUGUGUGGCUGCGAGAUCACUGUCGUUGUAGCGACUGCUAUAACCACGACACCAACCAAAGAAAUCUACAAGACAGGAAGUUGAAUUUUGAGGACUCGCCGUCCCGUGUUGAAUUUGACGGCCUGGUCCUAGGUAUCUCUUGGCCAGAUGGUCAUGUGACGUCGUAUGAUAUCAACUGGUUGGUGGACAACGCCUACCACAGUCAGCACACAGAUCAGGUAGACAAGGUACCGUGGGACAAAGAGACCAUCGAGAGUGCAGGACUUCCCACUGUACACUUCCACGAGUACAUGGACUCCGACGAAGGGCUUCGCAAACAUUUGCACAAUCUGGUCAAGUUUGGUUUUUCAAUUGUCACAGAGGCACCACCGGUCCACCAUAUGGGGACUCUGGAGGUUGCCACUAGAAUAUGCUUUAAACAGGAGACACAUUUUGGACCAGACUGGACAUUUACCUCAAACAACGAGAGGGGAGAUACUGCGUACAGCGACCUCUACCUCGGAGCUCAUACUGACAACACGUACUUCACCAACCCUAGUGGGAUACAGGUGUUUCAUGUUCUGGAGCAUGAGGGAGAAGGGGGUCAGACACUCCUGGUAGACGGACAACAUUGUGCAGAAAAGCUACGAUCUAAAUAUCCCGAGGACUUUGAUCUUCUGACAAAGACCGUUAUUCCACAUGAAUACUAUGAAGAGAAGCUACGCGUACGAAGUCUUGGUACUGUCCUCUCUGUCCACCCAGCUACUGGACAGUUUUUACAGAUAAG
Messenger RNA from Mizuhopecten yessoensis (Yesso scallop), 1112 nucleotides. Its product is annotated as trimethyllysine dioxygenase, mitochondrial-like. Gene Ontology annotation, molecular function: oxidoreductase activity. Gene Ontology annotation, cellular component: mitochondrion. Gene Ontology annotation, biological process: carnitine biosynthetic process. NCBI's taxonomy places the organism in Eukaryota, Metazoa, Mollusca, Bivalvia, Pectinida, Pectinidae. The transcript has 5 exons. The annotation marks the transcript as partial. The record is from RefSeq and is a predicted model, not a curated record.